Molecule: messenger RNA, 3726 nt
Organism: Pezoporus flaviventris
Lineage: Eukaryota; Metazoa; Chordata; Aves; Psittaciformes; Psittacidae
Gene: STRADB
Product: STE20 related adaptor beta
Exons: 12
Coding region: 1063-2283 (406 amino acids)
Biological process (GO): protein phosphorylation
Molecular function (GO): ATP binding; protein kinase activity; protein serine/threonine kinase activator activity
Source: RefSeq, a predicted model, not a curated record
CCUCCCGGGCACGCCAGGGCUCCCGGCAAGCGGCGCCUUCAGCACGGCGACGGGGGAAGCCAGGCGGGCCGGGGAGGGGGAAGCGGAGCACGCCGAGCCCGAGAGCCGGCUGAGGAGAGUGGCGGCGGAUCCCGGUCCCGGCAGCCGCGGGAGGAAGCGGAGAGGCGGGGGCAACGAUAAACGGGCGCCUGGCGAGGGAGGAGGGGAUUCGCCGCGGAGUGCGGGUGUAACGGAGCAAUGAAGCGCUUUGCUGAGAGAGCCGCGGGGAGUCGGCCUCUCGCGUUCCGUUACUUCUGCCACGGACGGAUCAUCUAACUCGAGAUACACGAUCGAGAGCUGUCUCCGUUGCUCCAAACACUUAAGUAGACUCGAGCUGCCCGGCGUCAGCAGAACCGGAGUAACGUGCUUUCGCGGUACGUGGGCUUUGGGCUCCAGAGCCUUCGCACUCCUCCGGCUCAAAGGCAUGUUUUUCGGGUUUUCUUUUUCCCCUAUAUCGCUCACUGCAUUUGAAGCUUUGGCCAGGCUGGAAUGAAUGUGCGAGUUCAGCUGUGCAAUACCGUCACUAUCUGCAGGACAAAAAAAAAAACAAAGCCAAAAGCCUGCAGUACAGAAAGAAAAAUGUGGAAAUGGGGAAAAGAUUUAUGUAGGGACAUGAUCCAAAACAGCAUUAAAAAUGGAAGCAAUGUUAAAACUAGAUAAAAAAAUAAAAAUAUUACAUUUGUAAUGUUACUUGCCCAAUUGUGGAACAUGGGUGAUUCUGUUGGCUGGCGAUACCCCCUUAAACAAAUUCUACUAGGAUUUGACUCAGUUUAUAUAGCUAUUAUGCCACUAUUCUUCACCUUAGCUUUUGUGGUUUCAUAUUCCAAGAAACAGAAUAAAUUAUCUUGUAUAAUGGAAUGAGGUGUCUCUUUCCAGGUAGGAGAAGGAUGCUGCAGCCAUUACAGUGCUGGACAGUAUCUUGAAGCACCUGCAUUUAUUCUUUUCUUGUACUCUGCCACACUUCCUCAGUGAAGUUGGGAUAAAUGGGUGUGUAUGUCUUUUCCCCUGAUCUAAAGCGGUUCCAUGUCUUGUUUGGACUGCUCCUGUAUUCUACGUACACCAGUUGAAUCAAUCAGACCAGAAGAGCUAUCUGAGAGCAGCAUCCAUGAAUGCCUAGCUGAUUCUGAUCUAGCCUGGAUUCCCCCAUCUGUAGGAAGGAAUGAAAUGGUAUUUUGCUCUUCUAAUGUCUCUCACUAUGAACUCCAGCUGCAAAUAGGAAGGAGGUUCAACAACUUAACUUCAAUCUACCUUGCACGGCAUACGCCUACAGGCAUGCAAGUUGCUGUAAGGAUCACAGACCUAGAAAAUUGCUCUGAAGAGCAUUUGAAAGCCUUACAGCAUCCCAAUGUAAUGACGCUUUGGACAGUGUUUACAGCUGGUAGUUGGCUUUGGGUCAUCUCCCCAUUCAUGGCCUAUGGUUCAGCUAGACACCUGCUGAAGACCUAUUUUCCUGAAGGGAUGAGUGAAGCUUUGAUAGGGAACAUUCUAUUUGGUGCAAUCAGAGGAUUAAAUUACAUGCACCAGAAUGGCUACAUUCACAGGAAUAUUAAAGCUAGCCACAUUCUGAUUUCACGGGAUGGGCUGGUUUCUCUCUCUGGGUUAAACAACCUCUACAGUUUAGUCAACAAUGGACAAAAGUCAAAGGUGGUAUAUGAUUUCCCCCAGUUUAGUACAUCUGUGCUUCCUUGGCUGAGUCCUGAACUACUGAGACAGGAUUUAUCUGGGUAUAACAUGAAGUCUGACAUUUACAGUGUAGGAAUUACAGCAUGUGAAUUAGCCAAUGGACAUGUUCCAUUUCAAGAUAUGCCUCGCACUCAGAUGCUGCUGCAAAAGCUGAAAGGUCCCACAUACUCUCCUUGGGAUAUAAAUACAUUUCCUCGUGGGGAAUCCAGGAUAAAGAAUUCCCGGUCAGGUGUUGAUUCUGGAAUUGGUGAGAGCAUGACACACACAAUGACCAGUGAAAGACUACAAAUUCACUUUUCCAAAACGUUUUCACCUGCUUUCCACAACUUGGUGGAACUCUGCUUGCAACAGGACCCUGAGAAAAGGCCAUCAGCAAGCAGUUUGCUUUCGCAUACGUUCUUCAGACAGAUAAAAGAACAAACGCAGAAUUCACUACUGUCUCUAUUACCACCUCCUAUUCAAAAUAACAGAUCAGAGUUCUUGGCACUGCCCUCAGCAACAGUUGGGACUGAACUUGGACAUAUUACUGCAAAUCAAGAUGAUACAGACUGGGAAUUCUAAAUAAAUACCAAACAAUCAUACCUCUCCUGUGCUUCAAAGAAGGAAAAUGUGAUUUUUAUUUGCUGCUUUAGUUUGUAUGGUUAAGAUACAGUAAUAUGAGAUAUACUUGAAAAUGCCAUUGAAGUGGCCCUAUUUCAUUAACUAUUUUGUUGGCAUAAUGAAAUGCAGCGUGCCUCCCUUUCUGACCAUAGGGAAAACUGUAUGUAGAGAAUAGCUGAAUGCUUAUCUACCUUUCAGAAUAUUUCUUAAGAGAGUUCCUGCUGUAAUCUUACUGUGUGCUGUAUUUUCAGCUCAUAUUGCUGCACUCCAUGUGCCUUUCUGAAUUCAGGCUUGGGUUUUGAUGGGGAUCUUGCUGAAACAAUCUGUCUUUUCAUUAUCACCUGAAUUAUUUUAGUGAGGAGAAAUCUUCCACUUCCAAGUCUAAAUUUGAAACUGCACAAAUUAAUUGUUUAUGGAGAUAUAUGUUUCUCUUUUCAUACAUCCAAAAGGCAUUUUUAUCAUUUGCUGUGCUGUCAUACUUGCCGAAAGUUAGCUAUGCAUAAUAUUUCAUGCAGUUUUAAUACUGUGUGUUUCCCAAAGAAGUUAAGGUACUUGGAAAUGUGACUCAUACUCUUGCAUUUGUCUACAUUCUUAAUACAAAUUUGUGGGUUUGCAUCUCCAUUUAUUGUUGUCAUUUUAGCAGUUCAUCUGAGGAUCUCUUACUAUGCAAUAAAAGUCUCAAGUUACAACAGUACGGGUUAAGUUUGAAGAACCACAUUAAAAAAUCUGAAGUUAUUGUACAUAUUUUUAUUUAUACUGUAUUCAUGUUCACCAGGACUUACCAGAACCUAGUACUGUUUUCUUAAAAGAACAGGUAACGUGCAUUAAGCUUCACUGCACUGCUGCUGGCAAGCAAGAGCUUAAAUUCCCAUGGAUAGAUUCACCCAUAACAAAAACCUAAUAAACCUCCUUAGGAUCCUAGUGAACUUACCUGUUUUAAGUCAGAUGAAAAACUGUCUUUCUCCCAACAAUUCAGUAAGUUGUCAUCUCUUAUAUUGUACCAGGCAAUUCAAGCUGUGUUUUAGCAAGUUGGGUCCCAAAGCCACUAGUACUUUACUGAUACAAGUUAUGUCCGUAGGAAAAAAAAGAAAAAAAAAAGUAUAAAUAGCUAUCAAAUGUCUGUAUUUUAUAUUUUCAACAAACAGCAUUUCAUAUUAAGUUUUCCAUAGCUGAGCCAGUCUGCAACAAGCCUUGAGAAUACUGCUGUUUUGUCAGGAGCUUUACUACAAAGCCUUGAAGACCAAAUGACUGAAAUACAAGCCUGAGACUGACACAAAAUUCUAACUGACCACAUUAAAGUAUUAACAAAAAAGUUGAUUCUACUCAUUAUGCUGUGAAGAGAGAGCUCUAUAUUUCAAAUCUUAAUAUGUGAAACUUCAGAUUAAAAAACUUCCAAUAAACUUA